Messenger RNA from Chaetomium fimeti, 1131 nucleotides. RefSeq lists its product as uncharacterized. Gene Ontology annotation, molecular function: oxidoreductase activity. The transcript is spliced from 2 exons. Lineage: Eukaryota; Fungi; Ascomycota; Sordariomycetes; Sordariales; Chaetomiaceae. The coding region runs from base 111 to 971 and encodes 286 amino acids. The record is from RefSeq and is a predicted model, not a curated record.
UCUGCAAUAUCAUCAUUUUCUCCGUCUCCGCCAUAGCCCAGCUGUACUCCCUGAUACCCCGCCAUCAUUAGCCUCGAACACUCAGCUAGCUGCCCCUAUUCAACGCCAUCAUGACUACCGUACACGAACCACCUCGUGGCGACGUCGUUGCCACCCUCAACUUUUACUCACCUCCCGAAGACGGUUCAAUCCCGUACAACCUCGCCGGUGACGCUCCGCCUGAUCUUCCCCCGCGUAACUUCGGCUCUGUCUCCCACGACGUCCUCAUCCAAGACGCCCGAGGCAAGGAAUCCUCCUUCACCCUAGACGAAGACGCCUUUCAAAUCCUCCAAAACCAGCCCCCUUCCGCCGAAACCGCCUUCACAGAUGACGCCUCCAUCAAAAAGAACUACUACCCCGAAGUCGAGCGCCUCCUCCUCGACACCGUCCCCGGCGCGAACAAAGUGAUCAUCUUUGACCACACAAUCCGCCGCCCCAACAGCGCCCGCCAGCCCGUCGGGCGCGUGCACAUCGACCAAACCGCCACCUCCACCUCACAACGCAUCCGGCGGCACGCGCCCUCCCCGGCGGCCGCGGAAGCCCUGCUCGCGGGGCGGUACCGCAUCAUCAACGUGUGGCGGCCGCUCAACACCAAGCCGGUCGAGGCCUCGCCGCUCGCCUUCGCGCGCUCCUCGACGCUGCGCGACAGCGACGUGGUGCCCGUGGAGCACCGGUACCCGGCGAGCGCGGGCGGGUACGUGGGCCAGACGGCGGCGAUCCGGUACGACGCGGGCCAGGAGUGGUAUUAUCUGAGUGGGAUGACCGGGGCGGAGCGGAUUCUGCUGGAGUGUUUUGAUAGUGAGGCGCUGAAGGAGGGGAGUGUGGUGAAGGGGGGGCGGGUGCCGCAUACGGCGUUUGAGGAUCCGCGGACGAGGGCCGGGGCGGAGGGGAGGGAGAGUAUCGAGGUGCGGGCGUUGGUGUUUGGGCCGUAGAUCGUUGUUGGGGGUGUGUACAUGUCAUGUUAUUGAUGAGGCUUUGGGGAUGCGAAGAAAGGAGAAUUAAUUGAGACUUGGAGAAGUCGGGUAUAAACGCAGAGCUAUGAUAGCAAAGUACCAAGUACCCUUCCUUCGUGUGCAAGAUCCGGCCCAACAC